Molecule: messenger RNA, 1713 nt
Organism: Rhipicephalus microplus (southern cattle tick)
Lineage: Eukaryota; Metazoa; Arthropoda; Arachnida; Ixodida; Ixodidae
Source: RefSeq, a predicted model, not a curated record
CUGCCCAGACUACCAUGAUAAAAAAGGCUGGCAGCCUAUUGCGCCAACCAUCUUCGAAAAGUGCAGCGCCGGCUGGCAGGAGUGUUCCAUUGCAACGUCCGUCUGCACGGCUGUCGGUGUCCACCAAACCCAGGGCAGUGACUAAGGGAGCCGGGGACACCACCUUUGCCACGAGCGUGCGGCCGCCUUCCAGACAAUCCGUCACCUCGAAAGCCGCUGCGCUGUCUAAGCCUGGAUCUGCCUUUGUCAAGGCGUCUCAGCCUGCCCAAAAUUGGGCGGCCCCGUCUGCACUUGCUGCGCCUCGGCAGCAAGCCACGCCAGCUGUGCCUGAGCUGCCACGUAGGUCAGUGGUGCCCCGGGCAGGAGCCAGCACUGCUUCGAGGAGAAGCCUCCAGCCAGUGAAGGGGACAGUUGGCACAACUGCACGGGCUCCUGCAAGGCUCUCCACUGUUCCAGAUAGCGGUGCACAACGGACAUUCCUCCAUGGUUCCAGGCGGUCUGUGGCUACCAUUCGAAAGGCGACGACCACAACGAGCCAGGCAGUGCCUGCCGAGCUGCCAAAGGCCCCGACUGGACCACAGGCCGCUUCAACUGCGCAGCCCUCGCGGUUGGCUCCCCGUUCGCGAUUGAGGCCUCCCACUAGUCGAGCAUCGGGCAGCACUUCGAGAGUGCCCAGACCGGCAGCAUUCAGGGAAGCCUCCUGCCUCCCGCAAGUGCCAGAGUCUCCCGUGGCAGGUCGCCUCUCGUCGACACCUGCCAGGCCAGAUGUUCCUCGUUGCGGCAGCACUCCAACAUUGACACCCAUCAGAAAGCAGCCUGACUGGCGGUGAAAUUUCAUAUGUACCUAGGCUUGGGGCCUUUUGUUAAUCAUUUCUUUGUUUCUGUAAUUUAUUGACCAAUACAUUGUCUAGGAGAUGCUUUUAAUUUUUUUUGACAAUGUGUUAUACACGGAGCAUUACUGGUAACGUUUUAUGAACUUUCUGAUAAGUUAAAGUUCUGCAUUUUACAGAGACUCUUGACAGCCUUUGAAAAAUCAGGUCGUCUUCGUCAAAAAGUGCAUUUUACCUGUGAAAAAAUAUUCAAUUUAUAACUGCUGCUGUGAGACAAAGGGCAGAAGUGUCAUUAUCUGUGUUAUGCCCAAGUUGAAGCAAUGACAUUAUUACACCUUUUGGAGCACCUAAUUGUUUAAGGUGUUAUAUGCAGAAGUAUACUGGAUAAGGUACGAAAUGUGAUUAAUUUUCUUUGGAGUAAGGGACAAAUACCCAUUGAAAUCCGCAUUGAAAUACUGCUCACAUAUGGGGAAAGACGUCUCGCUUUGAGAAGUGAAUUAUGACGUUGAGCCAAGUUGAGGCAGUAGUCCGAUGCUGUAUUCAGAAUCAACUGAACAAGUUCAACCACAGGGCAUUUGAAGUGUCACGCUAUGAUAAGCUAAAUAGAUGAGCUGGGGGGAAAACUAUGUGAACAAGUAGUACAAGGAACAAAGAAUGGUACUUGUUUUUGUGGUGCAGGUGUUAGGUAAAGUGCAGGUGUUAUAUGGCAGCCGCAUACAGCUCUUACAUGGUAGAUUAUUAUAUGUGGGGCUUUGAAUCUUUUCUGUUCCCCAUUUCAAAGGCUUUGCAGCCUGUGGCUUUCGUAUUGCGUAUCUUUUAUUGUAUGUCUGUAUUGCGUGAUUAUGUACUUUAUUUUGGCUAAUAAAGACAAUAGAGCCAUGGA